Messenger RNA from Lodderomyces elongisporus, 2967 nucleotides. It is a transcript of the gene MIS12, whose product is annotated as Mis12p. Gene Ontology annotation, cellular component: cytosol. The record is from RefSeq and is a predicted model, not a curated record. Gene Ontology annotation, molecular function: methenyltetrahydrofolate cyclohydrolase activity; methylenetetrahydrofolate dehydrogenase (NADP+) activity; formate-tetrahydrofolate ligase activity. Bases 1 to 2967 code for a protein of 988 amino acids. Gene Ontology annotation, biological process: tetrahydrofolate interconversion. The transcript has a single exon. Lineage: Eukaryota; Fungi; Ascomycota; Pichiomycetes; Serinales; Debaryomycetaceae.
AUGUUGAGGCAUAGGGUUAAUUCAAGGCUUCUCAAAGCCACACUUUUGCAACUGCAGAGGUCGUUUUCUCAGUCCAGAGUACACUUUGAUGCAGUUGUUGUGUCAGGAACAAAAUUAGCAGCCAAGAUACGUAAUGAUAUUGCUGAAAAGGUGCUUGCUUACAAUAAAGAGCAUUUCGGAGUUCAUGACACAGCAUUUGAUAAAUUGAAAUUCAAGCCAAGUUUAACGAUUGUUCAAGUUGGAUCGAGGCCAGAUUCUUCUGCAUACGUCAAAUCUAAAUUGAAAGCUGCUGAGAAAUCCAAUAUCAGCUCAAACUUGAUCAAACUUGAUGAGAAUAUCAGUCAGGAUGAUUUGGUCGAUGAGAUUGAACGUUUGAACAAGGAUCCUAAAGUGCAUGGUAUACUUAUACAAUUACCUUUACCAAAGCACAUUGAUGAAACUUUAGUUACCAACUCAGUGGUUACUGAGAAGGAUGUUGAUGGUUUCCAUAACUACAACGUUGGUCAGUUAUCCAAAAGAGGAGGUACUCCACAUUUCAAGCCAUGUACCCCCAAUGGUAUCAUUGAGUUGAUCAAAACUACGGGAAUCGAAUUGAGAGGUAAAAAUGCAGUUGUUAUUGGAAGAUCAGACAUUGUCGGUACCCCAGUGGCAACCAUGUUGAGAAAUGAGGACUGUACAGUAACAAUCUGUCACCGUCACACAAAGGAUUUGGCUGAAGUAGUUGCUCGUGCAGACAUUGUUAUUGCUGCAGUUGGUAUACCCGAAUAUGUCAAUGCUUCGUGGGUGAAAGAUGGUGCCGUUGUUAUUGAUGUGGGAAUUAACUAUAAAGACGAUCCAACAGCAAAGAAUGGUAAGAAAUUGGUGGGAGAUGUUGCCUACGAUGAGGUUGCCAAGAAAGCAGGAUAUAUAACACCCGUUCCAGGUGGAGUUGGACCAAUGACUGUGGCAAUGUUGUGCUCUAACGUGUAUGAUGCAGCAGUCUUGCAUGCACAAAAGGCGCAUGAGCAUAGAUUCACUGUUCUUCCAUUAAAAUUGGAGUCACCAGUUCCUUCGGAUAUAGACAUUUCUAGAGCUCAAAAGCCCAAGGUGAUUACAAAAAUUGCUAAAGAAUUGGGUAUCAUUGACCGCGAGUUGGAACCCUAUGGUCAUUAUAAAGCAAAGGUUGACACCAAAGCGGUCAUUGAAAGAUUAGAUGAACAAGUUGAAGGCUCCGUUGAUGAUAAAGGUCACUAUGUAUUGGUUGCUGGUAUCACUCCUACUCCAUUGGGUGAAGGUAAAUCAACUACGACCAUGGGUUUGGCGCAAGCUCUCGGUGCACAAUUGGGCUAUAAUUCAAUUGCCAAUGUUAGACAACCAUCAAUGGGUCCAACCUUUGGUGUCAAAGGUGGAGCAGCCGGUGGAGGAUAUGCUCAAGUAAUUCCAAUGGAUGAAUUCAAUAUGCACUUGACUGGUGACAUCCAUGCGAUUUCUGCUGCCCAAAACUUGCUUUGUGCUGCCGUGGAUACAAGAAUGUUCCAUGAGGCAACUUCAAAAUCUGUUGGUGGCUUUUACAAGAGACUCGUGCCAACUAAGAAGGGUCUGAGAAGUUUUACUCCAUCAAUGUUGAAAAGAUUGCAGAAGUUGGGUAUCAACAAGACCAACCCAAAUGACUUGACUCCAGAGGAGAUUGAAAAAUUCGCUAUAUUAAACAUUGAUCGCGAUUCGAUCACAAUCAAAAGAGUUGUCGACUGUAAUGACCGUUUUGUUAGAGAAAUAACAAUCGGAGAAGGUAAGAACGAGGCAAGCAAGUACCCACCUAGAAAGACAGGUAUGGACAUUACUGUUGCUAGUGAGUUGAUGGCUAUUUUGGCUCUUUCAAACUCGUUGACAGAUUUGAGGGAUAGAGUUGGAAGGAUCGUGAUUGGAACUCAAAAGAAAACCGGAGAUGCAAUCACUGCCGAGGAUAUCGGAGUUGCCGGUGCCAUCACCGCAUUAUUGAAGGAUGCUAUUAAGCCAAAUUUGAUGCAAACAAUUGAAGGAACGCCCGUAUUUGUUCAUGCAGGUCCAUUUGCCAACAUUUCUAUUGGGGCAUCGUCCGUAGUUGCAGACAAAGUUGCCUUGAAAUUAACAUCACCAUCAAACCCAAUUAAUAAUGGUGAGGCUGGUUUUGUAGUAACUGAAGCUGGUUUUGAUUUCACAAUGGGUGGAGAAAGAUUUUUCAAUAUCAAAUGUAGAAGCUCGGGAUUGAAACCAGACACAGUUGUCUUGGUUGCCACUACAAGAGCUUUGAAAUUGCAUGGAGGAGCCCCAGAUGUCAAGCCAGGUCAAUCAUUACCAGCGGAAUAUGUUAAUGAAAACUUGGAAUUCUUGGAAAAAGGAUGUGCAAAUUUGGCCAAGCAAAUUUCAAACAUUAAGCAAUACAAUGUGCCCGUUGUUGUUGCAAUUAAUCAAUUUGAAACUGACUCGGAAAGAGAGAUUGACUUGAUUCAAAAGUUGGCCGUAGAGGCGGGUGCUGAUUUUGCUGUGCAGUCAAACCACUGGGCCAAAGGUGGUUUGGGUGCCAAGAAAUUGGCAGAAGCUGUGGUUGAUGCUGUUAAACUUGCCCCAUCAGGAGAACAAAAGUUUUUGUACGACGUCAAUGAUUCAGUUGAAAACAAGUUGAAAGCUAUUGCCACCAAGAUGUAUGGUGCCAAGGAUAUUGAAUUGUCACCAUUGGCAAAACUGCAAAUUGAAGCAUACACAAAACAAGGGUUUGACAAGUUGCCAAUUUGUAUAGCCAAGACCCAGUAUUCAUUAUCACAUGACCCUGCAUUGAAGGGUGUGCCAACUGGAUUUACAGUGCCAAUCAGAGAGGUUAGAUGCUCAGCUGGUGCUGGAUACUUGUAUGCUUUGGCUGCCGAAAUUAUGACCAUUCCAGGUUUGCCUACUCAUGCCGGAUUCAUGAACGUUGAAGUGAAUGAAGAUGGUCAAAUUGAAGGAUUAUUCUAA